AUGAAGAUCACGACGCUCCUGGUGCUCAAAUCCCCUGGCGAUUCCUCCGCCUCCGGCGGCGAGCAGCAGCAGGCCGUGGUGCUGGCCAACGCGUCGGACGUCAGCCACUUCGGCUACUUCCAGCGCGCCGCUGCCCGCGAGUUCAUCCUCUUCGUCGCCCGCACCGUCGCCCUCCGCACCCCCGCCGGCAGCCGGCAGAACGUGCUGGAAGAGUACCAGAAGACUUUUGGAGAGUCAUGGAGGACAACCAAAACUGAUGUGACCCAACCUUGGCAAUACUUGGAUGAUGCCCUAACCAAAUACCAGGAUCCUGCAGAGGCUGACAAGUUGUUGAAAAUUCAGAGGGACUUGGAUGAAACCAAGAUUAUUCUGCAUAAAACCAUCGAUAGUGUGCUUGCCAGAGGUGAAAGGUUGGAUAGCCUAGUGGAGAAGAGUUCUGAUCUAAGUAUUUCUUCACAGAUGUUCUACAAGCAGGCAAGAAAACCAACUCUUGCUGUACCAUCCUGUGAAUUGAGGAAGCUGUGCAUCCUAGGGCAGCGGAGUUGUGUUUAG
Messenger RNA from Miscanthus lutarioriparius, 552 nucleotides. The record is from the annotation of a GenBank genome assembly. Lineage: Eukaryota; Viridiplantae; Streptophyta; Magnoliopsida; Poales; Poaceae.